CGGCGGAAGCGGCGGGGGUUGUCCCGGUAACCCAACGCCGGGAAGGCUGCGGGGGCCGCGGCCAUGGGCGAGCUGGGCCCGGACGAUGGGGCCGGCAACACCUACAGCCUUCGGCCCGGCCUGCAGCACCGAUUUAAAUCAUCCUCAGUAAAAGAAUGCAUCCAUGCGAUACUGAAGGAGAAGCUGGCCAAUGUACAGUACGACCCAGAGGAAAUGCCCGAGCUUACAAAGUCCUUAUCAGAGACAAUAAAAGACAGACUGAAAGAGGAGGGAUUUGACAGGUACAAAAUGGUGGUGCAGGUUGUGAUUGGAGAACAGAGAGGAGAAGGAGUGAACAUGGCCGCGCGAUGUUUCUGGGACGCUGACACUGACAGCUGUGCUCACGACGUGUUCAUGAAUGACAGCCUGUUUUGUGUGGUAGCUGCAUUUGGCUGCUUCUACUAUUGAAGGUGGCAAACAUUGCACAGAGGGACAGAGUUGGAGGAGAAAGCUUUGCUUUGGGGUAUUUUUUGUUAAAGUGCACUAAAGCAUCAUGUUCUUCCUUUAGUACCUAAGAAAAUAACAGCUAUACAAAGCACGUCCUACACCUGGUUUACACACUACAACAUUCCUUCUUCCUUGUGGAUAUCAUAGAGCUUUAAGCACAAUAUUGUUAUGUCCUUUAUUUAAAUGGCCCUUUGUUUUUUAUGUAGUAUAUUGGUUUUGUCCUAAAAGUGUAUUGUUUCUAAGACAAACUAAACUUUUGUCUUGAAAGGGUUCUGUUACUUUCAUUUUUAUGAAAUUAAUUAAAUAUUUAUAAGAAAAGAAACAUAAUAAAUCUAUGUAUUUAA
Molecule: messenger RNA, 830 nt
Organism: Neopelma chrysocephalum (saffron-crested tyrant-manakin)
Lineage: Eukaryota; Metazoa; Chordata; Aves; Passeriformes; Pipridae
Gene: DYNLT2B
Product: Tctex1 domain containing 2
Exons: 5
Coding region: 64-447 (127 amino acids)
Biological process (GO): microtubule-based movement
Cellular component (GO): cytoplasm; cytoplasmic dynein complex
Molecular function (GO): dynein intermediate chain binding
Source: RefSeq, a predicted model, not a curated record